Uranotaenia lowii is the source of this 4566-nucleotide messenger RNA. Its product is annotated as longitudinals lacking protein. The coding region runs from base 412 to 3300 and encodes 962 amino acids. Gene Ontology annotation, cellular component: nucleus. Gene Ontology annotation, biological process: regulation of transcription by RNA polymerase II. Gene Ontology annotation, molecular function: protein binding. The record is from RefSeq and is a predicted model, not a curated record. NCBI's taxonomy places the organism in Eukaryota, Metazoa, Arthropoda, Insecta, Diptera, Culicidae. The transcript has 8 exons.
AAAUAGUAUUCGUUCCAUCGGGAUCAAGAAGCUAUAGAGGCAUGAACAUUUUUACUUUGAAAAGCUUCGCGUAAGCUGUGUGAUGACCUGCACUUUCCGUUCUGUGAAUGCCGUAAAAUUCAGUGCUACCCCAAAUGGUGUCCAUAAAGUAAUCAACAAAAGGGAAACGUAGGAGAUCGUAUGUGUUGUGUUGUGUACCACCGGAAAAGUGUGAAUGCGCCUCUUUGCCCUGUGUGUAUGUUUUUCUCCCUGAAGGCAUGAUGUGUGGUGUGUAUUUUGUAAAACGGCAGAGGUAGACAGCACCACGUACUGAAGAACAGAAUGAUGUGCGCUUAAGUGGGUCGCCAUUUUCUUGUACUUUUCCAACUGUGUAUAAGAGUAACCGACAAAAAUAAACAGCCACACAAAACCAUGGAUGAUGAUCAGCAGUUCUGUCUUCGAUGGAACAAUCACCAGAGCACACUCAUCUCAGUGUUCGAUACUCUUCUGGAGAAUGGAACACUCGUGGAUUGCACUUUGGCUGCUGAAGGAAAAUUCCUGAAAGCACAUAAAGUUGUUCUCUCGGCAUGUAGUCCGUAUUUCGCGGCACUACUCUCACAACAAUAUGAUAAACACCCCAUCUUCAUACUCAAAGAUGUGAAAUUUCAAGAACUUCGCGCCAUGAUGGAUUACAUGUACCGUGGCGAGGUGAACAUUUCACAGGAUCAGCUGGCUGCUUUGCUGAAAGCUGCUGAAUCCCUGCAGAUAAAAGGCCUAUCCGAUAAUCGAGGAUCGACCGCCUCCGCUCCAUCGCAGCAAAAACAAAGUGAAGCCUCGGCUACAAAAACGCUACCGCCACCCGUACCUGCAAACAAGGCUUCAGGUUUGACCAUAGAAAACAAAAGGCCUUUGAAACCGGAAUUGUUAGAUUCUGACGUUUCUGGUUCCCGAGAAGGCUCUACUAGUCCCACCACAUCACGGAAGCGUAAAAAAAUUCGACGAAGAAGUGUUGAUACGAGUAAUCUAAUAGAUAAUCACGACCAGCACUCAAAUUCCUCAUCACAUUCAGCGCAGCCACAAGCGCUAGCACUGACGUCGUCGUCGAUAGCGGCUGGUGUCGCUGCAACUACCAACGCUGCUACCUCCCUACCAACAUCAGCUACUACUCCCCCGACCGUAAUGACCACUUCCGUUGCUGCCAUCAAAAAGACUGAUCCCGUGCAACAGCAACAGGUAGCCGAAGCUCUAAAACUGCAGCUGGUGAAACAUCAAAAUCAGCAACAGCAGCAACAAACCCAACAGCAAACCACGGAUGAUGAAGAGCGAAGCGGUGCCGAACAGGGUGACGAUCAAGACGAUCGAGAUUCCGAUAACGAUCUGGAUGAACCGCAACCCAAACGCCAGGCACCGGGAGGAACGGGAUCUACCGAAAGUCAAGAUAAACCAAUAAACCAAUCAGAGCUGAUGAUUGAACCGAAAAAUGAAUACGACGACGGACAUGAUGAAAAUGUGGAGGAUUUAACGCUGGACGAGGAAGAACUGUUGGAUGACUUGGAUCAAGCCGGUCCUAGUCAUGGAGGUGAAGGAUCUAGUCAAGGCUAUGCACAAUGGCAAAUGGAACGGGAACAAAGCGAAGCUUUUAUGGCUGCACAAGACGCAGUGGGUGGACAACGAGACGCACAAGAUAAACGUCCGCUUGCCACCAAAGUGACACUUAUUCCUACAAACUCCGGUGUUGCAAAGAAAAUCAAAACCAUAUCGGUUACUUCAGCGCCAAUUUCCACAACAGCAUUGCCGUCUGUUUCCGUUGGUACAACCCAGAUGACCCAAAUCACUCAAUCGACGCCAAUUAUUCUGAAUGAUCUAAAUGAUUGCCUGCUAGAGAGCAAGAAUAUUGUGGUAUCAAAGAAGGAUAACAAAUAUAUUCUGUUCACCACAGCUGCGUUGCCACCACAGCAACCUCCACCACUUCAGCUGACAUCGCAAUCUAUACAAACGACCCAGUUACAUGGCGCCACCGUUAAUCCAGUGCAAACUGCAACCGUCAUAGACACCGGACGCAUCGAGGAGCUGUUAAAAAAGGACAAAAUUAUCAAGAAAACCGAAUUACAAGGCGAUGGCACAACCACUACGACCUACAUAUUCGAUGAGUGCGACAUCCUACCAUUGAAAGCAACACCGAAAGUAUCAUCUAUUGAAAACGUAAGUCUGACGCAACAGCAUUCAAGACCCACGCCGGUUUCAAUACUGAAAGUCGGUGCCAAUGAUGUGAUAACAACGGCCGGUACAGCGGUGAUUCCGGUAGGAGCAACGCUUGUCUCCAACGUUGGCAGCAGCACUCUCAAUAGCGUCAGUACAAUAAGCAACCAACAUCAAGUCAUAUCUUCUAAGAAAAUAUUGAAACCAACCCAUCCGCGUAUCAAAUAUUCUAAGCAUAAAAAUCCUUCCGUUCAGACGGUUACAGCUUUACCAAUUCUGACCAUACCGACAGUCACCACCAGCCAGCAAAUAGGCGUCCCAUCUCAGCAGGAAACCAGCGCCGGAACAACAACUAAGAUCGAAUUGCUGAAUUUCUCGUUAUCGCGAAAAUUUGCCGGACAAGGUCCGAAAACCAUUGACGUAAGCAAUAUUCAGCAAAUACCGAUAUCAUGCAUUUCAAAACCAGUUACAACAACUCGAUAUACGGUGAAUGAGUACGAAACUUCCACAUCGAAUACGUCCCAGAGCAAUGAUUUUACGGCUGGCAUGAUCGAUGAUUUGGACUACUCGGUGAUCGAUGACAUCGAGCUCCCGGAAGAUGUACAAGUAAGCUUUGGCGAUACUUACGGAUCGAAACCUACCCAUGCUGAAAUCGAAGAGUCGUCGGGUGUUGAGUGUCAUGAGCAGGCUGUUAAAGCAUCCGCAACCAAAAAGAUGCUAAAACCAGAAGCUAAAAUUCUCAACACUACCAUGGACGACAAAUAUGCACUUCUGGCAAAUACCAGCAUCAUGAAAAAUUUUGAAUACACGGUGAAUGAAUCGGUUGUCAGCGAUAAUGACGAGAACGAGAUGCGUCAGUACGUUUGUCGUCAUUGUGGUAAACGAUAUCGUUGGAAAUCGACACUCCGCCGUCACGAGAAUGUUGAGUGUGGUGGGAAGGAAGCCAUGCAUCAGUGCCCUUACUGCACCUACAAGGCCAAACAGCGGGGCAAUUUGGGUGUCCAUAUUCGGAAGCACCAUUCUGAUAUGCCACAGCUUGAGAGCCGGCGUAAAUCGAAAAACCGCGAAUCAUUACAUAUGCUGGAUAGCAUCAAACCUGAAUCCAUGGACAGUCAGGGAUAAGAACAAUUUGCGUGGCAAGAGAAUUAGAUUACGCGCAGUCUUCGCUAUACUUAUAAAUAAUGAUUUUGUGUGAACAGUUAUUUAUAUUUUUUUUUCUACUCUGUAACAGAGUUCUACUUUCUAUCAGCGAUGCUAUCAAAAAAUCUGGUAUUACAAAUUUAAAAAUCACGAUUUCGCUUCACAUUGUUGUUCAGUUUCGUGUAAUUCCAUCAAAGAGAACAACGAACAACUAGUAGCAAAGUAUGUGUUUUAUUAUUAAUUGUACUCAAAUUUGAAGCAACAGUCCCUAACAUAGGAUUAAAUCAGCUAUAAGUAAGUGAUUACUAAUUGAAGCCAAAACGUUUUUUUUAUCAUUGCAGCACAUAGAUUCGUUUCGAUGAUUUUAGUGACUGGAUUGAUCAAAGCAACAUAAUUGAUUAACGUGUUUACGAUAACUAAAAUAUGUUUUCUUUGCUAAAAACAGCAAAAUGCACAGUGCAUACAUACUAGGCAUUGCUCCAAAACUGAAUAAUUUUAAGAGUCAAGUAAUGAAUGCAUUUCUUUUGUUUUUAUUCUUGAAUGCGGACACAUUUCACAAUCUGAUGCAUAAAACUGUUUAAAAUGGAUAUAUCUGUGCAGAUAUAAGAUGUGCAGCUUUCAUGUAUCUGUUUUACAUGACUACCCCGUUUGAUACAUCAGUUGAAUUAGGAAAUUUCACUCAAACAUCAAAAACAUUGUAAAUGCUGAUAUAUAUUAAAAUAGUCAUCAUGAAAAUGUUUAUGAAAAACAACAUGUUAGUAUUGAUUUAUUUGAUUUGCUCAUAAAUCAAUGACAAUUCAAAAAAACAAAUUGUCUUUAAAGAACUGCAAUUUACUUGAUUCAUAAAAGAAUAAGAUUUGUCAAAUUGAAAAAAAAAAAAAUGAAGAAACAGGCAAGCUUAGAAAUCACAUAACCAGAAACCCUAAAUUCAAAAAUACGUUUGUGAUCUACAUGUAUUGGUAAAUGGAAAUGAUCGAUCAAUGCCUGUAUAUUAAAAUUGAGAAAGUUUGAGACAGAUUAUCAUUAAUAUUGAGUAGAUUGUCUAAUUGAUUAUGUAAACAAACAGUUUGAAUCAACAUAUAUACCAGUUAAAAUGUACAGUUGAUUAAGAUCUAAUCCGUUUUCAAGUAUCUGCGAACAAAAAGUUUAUAAAGAAAACCAGAUGAUAAACAAUAAAUUUGACUAUAUAUAUUUAUCCAAGCUAAGAAAAUAAAUGAAUGGAAAUUUCAAACAAAAUUUGCAAUUUUA